Messenger RNA from Coccidioides immitis RS, 2223 nucleotides. RefSeq lists its product as uncharacterized. Gene Ontology annotation, molecular function: nucleic acid binding. Lineage: Eukaryota; Fungi; Ascomycota; Eurotiomycetes; Onygenales; Onygenaceae. The transcript has 5 exons. The record is from RefSeq and is a predicted model, not a curated record. The coding region runs from base 1 to 2223 and encodes 740 amino acids.
AUGGCGAGACCCUCCUCGUUCCGUCCCCGAAGAGGCUGGAAUAGAGCCCGCGGGAAUUCGUUGUCUAUUGUCGAUACCAUCGAUAUGCCGGCUUGGACUUCACGAGCGACGGCUUUCAAACGUCGGCCGACCUUUGACGAAGGAAAACAACCUAAGUUCUUCCCGAAAGGGUCCCGGAAUGUUAUCAACAGUCAAGAUGGUAAAGAUCACGGAUAUCUCCCUGGGAAAAGUCACAUGAACCCAGAGGCUCCUCCUUUUAUCCCUAGUUACCAGGGACGACAGCAGCAGCAAAAACAACACGUCCAGGCUCCGUCUUAUCAAGUGAACCGAGUUCCCACAGAAGGAUCAAUUCCUUUUCCCACAAAACAUUCGCAUCCCCCUGUGUAUACGUUUCCUGCCGCUCCGUUUCCAUGCACCCAUCAACGUUUCAACCCUCAGCCCUACGCUUCUGGAUUUGAAAUUUCAUAUUCUUCUUGCAUGCCUUCUUUUUGGCCUUCAUUCUCAGCAGCUGUCAUUCCAAACCUUCCUUCUGGACCAUAUUACUCUGUGUCAAUGGCUGGUUCUGCAGGAAACAACUCUAACAACAAGCACUGGCCUUAUGCUCCGCCGACUCAGGCUCACCGUGGUCCAGAAAUAGGCCAUCAGCUGCCAAUUCAGCCGCCUAUUCAACACCACGCCAGCCAUCAAGGUAUGAACCCGUUCAACGCGAAUUUCACUCGUGGGAAUCAGGAUCAUGGAAUGCAACCUCCAAUCGGCCCCCCAUCUCGUAGUGGCCCGAUUUAUCAGAACCCUGGAUCUUAUCAUAACUCGUUCCAAAGCUCCGCAGCACCAAACCAGCAAGAUUAUAGAGGUCCCCUAAUUGUUCCCCCGUCCCUGAAACCAGCCCCCAUGUUUGGUGGAAAUAUUCACCCUGCAAUUUCUCAGAAAGAGUCUCACAGGAGAAUGGAGCCUAUUCGAGAGCAACCAACAUCACAAACUACACUGGCACCUGCUACACCACCGUUGGCAAGAACCACCUUUACUAGCAACAAUAAAGAUGCUUUGGCUCAAGUGAAAGAUAUCUCAGUUGCAAACAACAUUAUCACAAUUCAAGGAAAGCCAUUUGAAAUUCCUAUUGAUGAUGGAGCAAGAUACAGUUCUCCUCCCACUGGAGGUGUUCUAAAACUCAUGAAUAUUCCCUAUGGUAUCUCUAAACAAGAGGUUGUCCACUUUAUGGGCCGCAGAGCAAAGUUGCUUCCCUUACAUCUUGGAACUGCAGUUCACAUCAUCAUGGACCGAUCCACUGCGAAGACAAUGGAUUGCUAUGUUGAGUUUCUCACAACAGCAAAUGCGAAAGAGACCCUUGAAUGGUUGAACAGAGGCCUACCUGGAGCUCCCCCUCGUCUUGGUGAUCGCCACAUCGAUGUCGAGUUAAGUUCUCAGGACGAGCUUCUUAAAGAAUUAUUCCCCCGCGCGAAAUGCAUUGUCUGGAGAGAUGGGAAACCAAUUCUGACUCGCAACAAUGACCCUUAUUCUGUUGGCUUCCAAAGCUUUCUCACUGCAGAAGAGGUUUUUUGUAUGAUCCGCAAUGCGGAGAUGCCCAGAAGAGCUCCAUUCGCUACUAAAUGCCCUCAGCGUACCUACGAAGCUCUGAUUAGCACACUUUACAAAUUUCCAUGGCAUGCAACUACCCUUUACAGCGUCGAAGAUCGCAAUGCGCUUCAUUUUGCGUGUUUUUCCCAGCUGCAGACUCUAGCUGCACGUGCUUCUGAAAAACGGACACUUGGUUUAGAUAGCCGUCUCCUUCUGGAUCUAUUAAACGCUGGACUCCGUUGCCCAACGUUCACUGAGUGUCAAAAAGCAGCUCUCUACUCUGCUGCCAAUGAUCAGACCUCAUAUAAGGCUACCCCAGAGACAACAAAAUUUUGGCCCUUCGACACAUUGGUUCAGAAGUCUAACGCUACUGAAGACAAUGUGAACAAAUUUGCUAGCCUGAUAGCCAAAGGUAUAGAACGCAAGAAUCCAGGACCAGAGAUUCUUGCAAACAAUUGGAUUCCCCGCCCUGGAAUAAUGUCUCCUUUUGGCCCUGCUCGGCUUGAGUUUGUGGCUAGCCAUACUCAUCUUAAGUGGAACAUGGCCGUCCAGUACGAAACUAAGGUCCUGCAGGGGAUGGUCGCAGAGGGCCUUAAGGCCAUCCGUGAGGCGCCAUCACGGAGAAACGCAAGGGCGCCCCUGGCUCCUUAG